GGGUAGCGGUAGCAUAUCAAGUUGCUCUCUGUCCAAGCUGAGGAAGCUCGAGGGCUGAGGGUCCCGUCCCCAACCCGCUCCCCACUAAAUUCACUGGAAGAGAAAAGUUUGUUAAUUGGGUUCCCAACUUUUGGAAGACCCAGGCUUGCAGCAUAGGGGGACAGAGAAGGCUCGUGGGUCGGUUUGGAAGCCCUUCAUGGAGUGCAACCAGUCUGCCAAAGACAGUAUCCUGAACCAGCAGUCACCCACCCCUGAGCCUGGGGACCCCGAGGACUCCAGAGAUGAAUCAGUGGAUGGCUCAGACACAGUGGUCCUUAGCUUGUUCCCUUGCACCCCUGAGGCUGGGAAUCCCGAUGCUGAUGCUAGCACAUGCUCAGUACAGGGCACUUCCUUGAAGCACUCCACAACUCUAACUAACCGACAGCGAGGGAAUGAAGUCUCAGCCCUACCAGCCACCCUGGACUCCCUGUCUAUCCACCAGCUUGCAGCCCAGGGAGAAUUGAGCCAGCUCAAGGAUCAUCUGCGGAAAGGUGACAACCUCGUCAACAAACCUGAUGAGCGUGGCUUCACCCCUCUCAUCUGGGCCUCUGCCUUUGGAGAGAUUGAAACCGUCCGCUUCUUGCUUGAGUGGGGUGCGGACCCCCAUAUCCUGGCCAAGGAGAGGGAGAGCGCCCUGUCACUGGCUAGCAUGGGUGGCUACACAGACAUCGUGGGGCUCUUGCUCGAGUGUGAUGUGGAUAUUAACAUCUAUGAUUGGAAUGGAGGGACACCAUUGCUGUAUGCUGUGCGUGGGAACCACGUUAAGUGUGUGGAGGUCUUGCUGGCUCGGGGUGCUGACCUUACCACAGAGGCUGACUCUGGCUACACCCCCAUGGACCUUGCUGUGGCCCUAGGAUACCGCAAAGUGCAACAGGUGAUGGAAAACCACAUCCUCAGACUCUUCCAGAGUAACCUGGGGCCUACUGACCCAGACCCUGAGUGAAGGCCACCUAUCGGGGACUCAAGACACUCAGGGAACAGAACAGUCAAGCCAGAGCUGGAGAAGACCCAAAAUUGGCUUCAAAGGCAGCUCCUGGACAGGUGAUGGGAAGGAACCCUCCCCAACAGUAACCAAUAAACCUUCUGUGCAGAA
Messenger RNA from Jaculus jaculus (lesser Egyptian jerboa), 1132 nucleotides. RefSeq names its product regulatory factor X associated ankyrin containing protein (gene Rfxank). Gene Ontology annotation, molecular function: protein binding. Gene Ontology annotation, biological process: regulation of transcription by RNA polymerase II. The record is from RefSeq and is a predicted model, not a curated record. Gene Ontology annotation, cellular component: nucleus. The transcript is spliced from 9 exons. Bases 197 to 982 code for a protein of 261 amino acids. Lineage: Eukaryota; Metazoa; Chordata; Mammalia; Rodentia; Dipodidae.